Molecule: messenger RNA, 1247 nt
Organism: Phytophthora sojae
Lineage: Eukaryota; Oomycota; Peronosporomycetes; Peronosporales; Peronosporaceae
Exons: 1
Coding region: 57-1247 (396 amino acids)
Source: RefSeq, a predicted model, not a curated record
AUUGAGCAAAACCCACCUAAAGGCACCUUCAGCUACCCUCCAAAAAGCUGCCUAAAAUGAAGGAGCGCUACACCGUCAACCCCUUCCCGGAGCUCGCUCUAACCGACGUCGACAGGGUCUCGCUCGAAGAUCUAGCCAACACCUACAUCAUGAGCAACCUCGACCUGUGUAUGAAGUUCAUGAGCUCGGGACGAAAGGUGGACCCUCGCCGCUGGAAGCCUCUCAAAGAGAGGAAGGGGCUGCGCAUCUACUCUGAGCGUCCGGAUAGCAUAGGCUUGGCCACUCCCGACGAGACCACGGGAGCGGGGCUGCCCACGAUUCUCUGCGUCGGCACCAAGGAGGGCAAGCUGGACGACCUCAUGUUCGGCAUCAUCAGCGAAGACCUCGAGACCAUGCGACUCAAGGCCUCGUACGCCGACAGCUUCAGCGCCGCCGCCGUGCUGGACGGCGUGGUCAUGCCGUCCCUCGAAGACCCCUUCCGGUCGCUCGUCGUCAAGUGGAUGGAGCUCGACAUCCCCUUCAACUCGACGGGACUCAUCAAGAACCGCGACUACAUCUACCUCGAGGGCAUCGGCAUCGUCAAGAACGCGGCGGGCGAGCGCUUGGGCUACAGCUUGCUGCACUCGGUCAAUUUCCCGCAGACCCACACGCUGCCGAACCGCGUGCGGGGCAACAUCUCCUUCAUCGCGUACUGGCGCCAAGUGAACGACAACACCAUGGAGAUGUACGCGACGGGCAUCAUCGACCCAGUUGACGACGGACUUAUCCGCAAGCUCGUGCUGCCGGUCGUGGCCACCUUGUUCCUCGGCAGCCUCGAGUACGUCUACUGCGGACUCAUGCGCAAGCUGUCCUACAUGCUUGAGCGGCGGUACGCCGAGUCCAAGUCACGCGGCGCCCCCAACAAGAGCAGCACCUGCGUCACAUGCACGUCCCCAGUGGGCGGACGUCGGCUGGGCGACUUUGGCAAGACCCACCGCACCUGUAAACUCUGCUUCGGCUACGUGUGCAGCGCGUGCAGGAUCGUGAGGAAGCUGAGCUUCGUGGACCCGGACUUGCAGAUGAUGCAGCGCAAGGUGAUUUUCUGUGCCGCGUGCUACAAGGAGGUGACGGGCAUGAGCGCCAUGGACAUCGCGCGUGCCAAGCUGCUGGGCAUGAAGAACCACGAGGGCACCAACUCGAGCGGACUCACGGGCUACUCUUCCUCCAGUAACUUGUCGGAUUUGUCCUACAGCAGCAACCAGUAUUAG